Messenger RNA from Patella vulgata (common limpet), 2855 nucleotides. RefSeq lists its product as uncharacterized. The transcript has 4 exons. Bases 1047 to 2159 code for a protein of 370 amino acids. NCBI's taxonomy places the organism in Eukaryota, Metazoa, Mollusca, Gastropoda, Patellidae. The record is from RefSeq and is a predicted model, not a curated record.
CCCUGGAGGGUAUCACCAGUCCUACUAAAAGAUACUCGGGUAUAAAGUGCCACUGUGUCAAUUAAAGUGCCGCUUUACAACUCUGUGUGAUUUCUGGCUUACUACAACUACUACACGAUAUAUGUUCAAUACAGUGCCUGUGGGAAACAGACGGCGAGUCAGUCUACUGAUGUCAGAAGUGGGAUUAUAAACUCUAGUUCUAUGUUGGCUAUUGGAUUUGAGUGGAGUAUCGGCUCGAAUACAGGACGUUAUGACGGAUCACCGUUAGUAACGAUCAAAGCUCUCGCUAGUCAGCUGGAUCGGUCUCAGGAACCACAGAUCGGGGGAAACUCAACGUCUUAAAGCCGAGCUCUUUAAAAGUUGAUUUGUAAAUUCGAUACUGAUUUUGGAGUGAUCUAAUGGUUGUUAAAAUCCUUUUUAAGACACGAGACUUGAUAUCAGUUUUCACCAGCGAACAUAAAGUGGAAAAAAAGUUGAGCUAAAACUCUUUAAAACUUUUUAUGUUAUGAAAAUUUGAAUAUCUAGCUCUUAUUUCGAGGGAUUUUUUUUAUGUGAAGUGAAAUUAAUACCAGCUAUAUUAUGGCUAAGAAGAUUUGAUAUUGAACCAGUGCCGAAGAAUUGCGGAAAUUAAAACUUUUUAUUGCGGGCUUUCUUUUUUGUGUUUAGUGCUUGUCAAAUUUGGAAUCGUCGCAUCCAUUUAAAAGAAAAGUGCACACGGAUCUUGUUCACUUUUAAGGAAUCUUUUGUUCCGUUAAAGACGUCAUGACGUAAAAGAAAUCUUAAUGAAAACUUUGGAUUAAAACCGACGUGUUUUAUGUUUUGUAGUCUUAAAAUGGAACAGUAAGGGUUACGUAUAUUGAAGAAUGAAAAUACAGUCUAACAGUGGAUUACAUUUUCAAUUCCAGUGAUAUUUUGGGAUACAUCAUCAAUGACAGUGUGUGUUACCAACAUGACAAACUGUUCAGAUUGUGGUUUAAAGAAGUUAGUUACAGAUAUUUUUUCUUAAAAAGAGAUAUGUUUGGAUUAUAUUGUCUCCCGUGUUACCAAUGAGUUCUUGGACACUCCCGGUUGGUGCUCUAGAUAUACAAUUUAUGCCUAAGGUGGACCUUGACCCCUUGUUGCUAAGAUACUGGGAGAACUUCCCAUGCCCGCCACCCUGGAAUAAUGGACUUCUGCAACAAAUGAAUUGGACCAGUUGUCAUGGUGAUGAGGACGUUGGUGCCGUUCUACGUGAUAUGAUGGUUGAGAAGUGUGCUACCUACCUGAAUGUCCGAGUGGUUGCUAAGGAAGUAGGCAGGGCCGAUUUUUUUCAAUCGUGUGGAAUCGAGUGUAAAGUGAUUAUCAGCGCCGCCUGUCUGUUUCUUGGAGUAUUGUCUAUAAUAGUGAUAUCAGCAUUUAGGCAUCGAAAACGUCGUAGAAAAUCCGACUUUAGUCCGACUCAUCAAACAGCCUUAAACUCGACAACAGACAGAAAAUAUUAUACCAGCUGUAUGCAGGGUAAUAGUCCAGUAAUAAAAAAGAAGGGAAAGAAAGACAGUGGCAUGGAUAUAAUGUUAUUAGAUCGAGAAAACUUCCAAAAUAUUUAUACAUCUCCCGAAUCAAUGUCAGCCGAACAACUUGUAGUGGACCAAGAAUACCAUGAUACAUUAAAUCAACAACUCAUGAACAUAGCCAAAAUGGCGGAGAACCAAUUUUCUAACAGUCUCAAGAAAAGAAAAAGUGAAACAAAUUGGACAUUUUGUGACAAUCUCCCAGGAACGUCAUCACGUGAUGGGAUGACCAAUUCUCAAUCAUCCGAUCGAGGCAAGAUUACGAACAGGCUGUCACGUGAUAGUAGUUUAUUUUCAAACGACUCCAUAAAAGGGUCGGCGUUCAGGUUAUCACGUGACAGUAGUGUAUUUACUCCGGAACUACUUAAAAAAGAUGCCACGUAUGAGAGCAUCCCGAGUACAUCUCGUGCUAGUGUGUAUUGUGACCCCGUGGACAUUCGAACGGUAUCACAAGACAGUGACGCAGACGAAUACGAAACUGAGGCAAGUUUCGAUCGUAAGACCAAUAUGGCGGAAGCAUCAAGUAGUGAUACCUUUUCUAAGAAUGAUUUUAGUGUUAGGUUUGAUUCAUCAGAUGAUCUGGAUACUAAAUUAUUUAUUAAAAACUAAUUCGUGCGCUCUCCGAGUUCGUGUUGGGGCUUCAAUGUAACAUACUGUAUUUAUUAUUAUUGUUUUAUACUAAUUUGUCUAUAUUAAAAACAAAUCAUGGACAGACAAAUCGUCUGGUCUUUAUAUUUUUAGUGUAAUAUUAUCAACAAUCAUGGCAUGUGCUAUGUAUUUUACCCUGGAAAUAGUGUUUGAAGCAGUGGAAUUGGGCUGUUUCAGUGUACAACUUCAAUACAGAUACUUUUGGCAGUAUACAUCGGAUAAAAAGUAGGAAUUAAUGAAUGAAAUGAGGUUUAACGUCCUAUUUUUCUUCUCCAACCGGUUAGAGGACAGCGUCUUUCUCACUGAGCCACCGCGGCUUCUUAAAGAGUAGUUUUUAAUCCCAGCAAUCCAGGGCAGUGGGGUUUAUUGUCUUGUUUCCAGACAUUGGAACUUUUCUUCAAACAUCGACUAACGAUUAGAUAUACGUCAAUAUCAAUAUAAAUCAUAUACUAAUGUCGUAAGACCUUGGCUUGUGGCAUACAGUGUGCUAUGAAAGAGAUUUUGUCCGGAUAAAUCGAUAUAGCUUACUCUUACUUUGAAUUUCAGUUGUCAAAGCUUCUUUUAUAUACAUGCCAACAUGUACACUCGACCUCGGUUUAUCGUACCGUCCGAAAGACUAGACACUGUUGUUUGCUAGGCUUUUGAAAGUUACACAUC